AGGGGUCAAUUCAUACAUGCUCAGAUGAUUCUGUUUGGAGAACCUAGUGUAAACACAACAGAAAAGGAAACCUGAGUCCAGUUCCAGCCUCCCCUACAUAAACGCUGUAAGACUCUCUGGAGAGUUUGGUGCAGAGCUACUUCUAGCUACUGCUCUAACCAAGGGGCACAGUCAUCUCCCAUUGCUUGUCUCCAGGAAGUGAUUUUGAUAAGUUAUGAAGCUGUCGGUUCUUGGUGCAACAGGUCAGUCCGGUCAGUUUCUGGUCUCACAAGCGUUACAGCAAGGCCAUGAAGUGACAGCACUUGUGCGGAAUGUCACCAAAUUGACUGUUCAACAUAAAAAUUUGAAGGUGGUGGAAGCAAACGUCUUUUCAGCAGAACAGUUGUCGGGACAUUUUCAAGGUCAAGAUGCUGUCAUUUCCUGCUUGGGCUUCCCCUACAAGAUCUUUUCAGCAAUUUCAGGAUACACAGAUUCAAUGGAAGCAAUAGUGGCUGCCAUGCGGCUAGCUAAAGUGAACCGUGUAAUAACCAUGACAUCAUGGUACACUUCCCCUGAGUCUGGACAGAGCGCUCCACUGAUGGUGCGUUUUCUCCUCCUGCCACUCAUCAGAAGUGUGCUUACCAACAUGAAUCAGAUGGAGAACUACUUAGAGAAGGAGUGCAGUGACCUCAGCUGGACGGUAGUGAGGCCACCAGGACUUCAAAAUGUUCCAGCCACAGACAAAGAAAUCCUGACUCAUGAAGGCUAUUUCGUUCCUGAUCCAAAUGGUUACCCAGUAACCAACUCAGUGGCAAGAGGGGAUGUAGCUCGCUUCAUGCUGUCUCUCCUCAACAGUAACGAAUGGCUAAAAAAAGGAGUGGCAAUGUGUACAAACUAGAGGUUGUAUUUUUCUUUGGCAGGAUAACGUAAGUAUCAACCCCAAAGCAGCGGCAAAGAACUUUCAAGCACUUAUGACACAAGUUAGACUUUUUCAAAAGAAAAUUCUAUUAUGGCAAAAUUACAAUAAAAUAGUAACAUACUAUAUCAUACAUUACAUAUUCAGGAUCAAGUUAAUAUUCAAAGAACCUGGCUAAAGAAGUUGCAGUUUGUUUGAAUCUUCAUUUGUCUUUUCACAAAAGAAUAAUUUUCACUCAUGAUCCUCAGAGGUGAUAAGCACCAGUAAUUCCCUCUGAAGUCAAUGAGAGCUUUGGGUCUUCCACAUCUCCAUUAAAUUCGGCCGUAAAUGUUUUCUAUAGUUAUCAAAUGCCUCAGCUUUGCUCUACCAUAUAACCACUCACAAAAGACAUUUACUGCUUCAGGUACUCCAUCACCGCAAAUGUUAGGACUGAUUCUCUUCUCACAGUGGCUUGACAGCAGUGUAGCUGCAUUGGAGUUGCUCUUGAUUUACACUAGUGUAAGUGAGAGGAGAAUCCAGCCCAUAAUCGCUUUUUGUACCUAGAAUGUUAGCCUCCUAACUAUGUUGUUUAUUCUACUCUUCAGCUAAAAGACAGUAUCCUAGGAAAUCUAAAUAUAUGAACAGUGAGCUACAAACUUCUUGUAGAUUUAGGAGUUGAAGGUCAUGUCAUUAAUUCACAUCAGCACACAAUCAUUUGUCAGGUCUGGUUAAAUUGCUGCUUGGCGGUGUCCCUCAGCUCUUCUUAAGGGAAGCCUUUCUAGGAUACAUAAUCAAGGCAGCAUUGUAUCUUCAAAUAUGGGGGAACAGAUUUGAUACGUUUAUAUUGAAUCUUACAGGUUUUUAAACCAGUUGAUUGUUCUUAAUGACACUCUGUGCCUUGCUGUAUUCUGUUUUUAAAGUUGAAAGUCUUUUUGUAUUAUUACUUAAUGUUGCAAAUUUUACUAGUUAUCAUCCUCCUAUCUUUGACAUUGUUAGAACCAGCACUGUUUUCAAUGUCAAAAUACCAGUGAUUGGACUAUGGAUAAGAAUUGCUGUUCACAACUGAAUAUACUCUGCCACCAGAGCAGACGUGUGAUAAUGCUAUGCCCAAACAACCCAGGGUGGACAUGCUGCUGCCUCCUCAGUGCAGGUUCCCUAAACCUUUCUGUCCAGCUGUCCAGGUUCCCAACCGCCUUCUUCCUCAGUGCAAGCUCCCUUUUCCACCCUUCCCUCUGCCAGGGCCGGCUCCAGGUUUUUUGCUGCCACCAAAGGAAAAAAAAAAAACAAACGGAGUGCCGCCCCUUGAAAAGUGCCUCCCCAAGCACAUGUUUGGAACGCUGGUGCCUAGAGCCGGCCCUGCAAGGUUUCCCACAUUAGCACCACCCAAACCUUCAGCCUUCAUCUUCCUUCCACACCCAGUGCAAGUCAAUAGUUAUCCUCAUUACCUCUCAUCACACAUUAAGUACUGGUCCUUAUUGCUGGGAACCUCUGUCAAUGGUGGACUCAUUCCCAACUCCCUGGUCUAUACUGCUGGCAGCCGUUCACGUCUCAUAGACCUGAUCUGCUGGGUGCUUUGGAAUUGAUAGUACCCAGGAGCUGCACAGUAUAGCACAGGAUAAAAUCCUUAAUAGGGCAUCAGUUAUCCAUGACCCUAACAGAGAACUUACACUUUUUAUACUCACUUUGGGUAACUGCACCUUCUCUGACAGUGCAAGGACUGUCAUGAAUGCUGUGAAAACCAAAAGAACACGAGGUCUAUCUUACAAAAACAUAUGAGGUCAUUCAAAGGAAAGUGAUUGGUUUAGCUUAGUUUUUAUCCAGAUGUCUGGUUUUGAAUGAUUUUUGGUGACUACUUUCAGAGUAUGGUUAUUAUUGUGAAUAUCAGUGUUUUUUCUUAUUCCUAUCUCAGUUAACUGUACAUGUUCUGAAAGCAUCCCAGCCAGCCUGGGCACAGUUAAAAACAACUUUGCAACACUCAUCACUGAUACAAAUAGGUUUUUAAAGAUGCACAUUGCAAAGAUAAAUGAUGAUAAAUCCUAUUUUAAAAUAUAAUAAACUAAUUAUUUCUCUUACCAA
Gopherus evgoodei (Goodes thornscrub tortoise) is the source of this 2950-nucleotide messenger RNA. RefSeq lists its product as uncharacterized. Lineage: Eukaryota; Metazoa; Chordata; Testudines; Testudinidae. The coding region runs from base 215 to 877 and encodes 220 amino acids. The transcript is spliced from 5 exons. The record is from RefSeq and is a predicted model, not a curated record.